Messenger RNA from Polychytrium aggregatum, 2639 nucleotides. RefSeq names its product exocyst complex component Sec10-like protein. Gene Ontology annotation, cellular component: cytoplasm; exocyst. The record is from RefSeq and is a predicted model, not a curated record. The transcript has 18 exons. Bases 1 to 2391 code for a protein of 796 amino acids. Lineage: Eukaryota; Fungi; Chytridiomycota; Chytridiomycetes; Polychytriales. Gene Ontology annotation, biological process: exocytosis; Golgi to plasma membrane transport.
AUGUCCAAAGGCAAAGCCCCGACCAACGAGCAGCAGGUGCUUGCUGUCAAAGACGUCAUCAAGCUGGACGCCUUCAAGGGCAAGAUGCUUGCAAAGGAUAUUAUCGACAAUCUGUCGUCCAAAGCCAGCGAGACUUUUGAUACUUCGUCGAAAGAGUUUGACCCCCAGCCCCUCAUCCGCAUUUACGAUCUGUCCGUGGAUGAGCUCCUCAAGUUGCGCAAGAAAGUGCAAAACAAAAUCGACGAUCUUGAGGACGCCGCGCAAGUGACUGACAACUCGCGCAAAGCCAAGUUUCGCGAGUUCAGUAAGGAAUUUGAGGAGGUUCAAUCAGCCUUUGAAACACUGGAAGUUGGGCUUGGCGAGGUCGGAAAUACCGCUAUUCGCAUUGGCGAGCAGCUCGAAAUCAUUGACAAACAGAUCAGCCGCGCGACCGAAGCCAAGAGCAUCAUCCAUUCGUUUAUGCAGUUCAACGUUGGCCAGUGGGGCCACUUGGACGAUUUGCGUUCCUCAGGAUACGAGGGAAAGUACAAGGUCGCCAUCAUGCUGCGUCGGCUUCUCAUUGUGGCCAAGGAGAUUGAACUCCAUGGAACCGAGACGGCCAAAAUGAACAUUGAAAAAUACAGCGAAGAUUUCGAGAAGAGCAUCCUGGAAGAAUUCGAUGCCGCCUACAAGAACCACAACAUCGAGUUCAUGAACCAAUGUGCCAAGAUUCUGUGCGAUUUCAACGGAGGCAACUCUUGCGUUCAGAUGUACAUCAACCAGCAUGACUUUUUCAUCAAGGAUCUGAAGCUGUACCAUCCACACGAGAGCUCUCCAUCGAGAUCCGAAACAGCUCGUGGAAGCUCUGAGAAAGCCCGCGGAUCACAAGCAACCGAUCUGGGCCUCAUCCGACUCUACGCCGAGAUCCUAAAUGUGGUCAAGAAGGAAUGGGAGAUUCUCUCGGCCGUAUUUCCGAACGCGCACUCUGUCCUCCAGCAGUUUCUGCAGCGAAUCUUUGCGCAAUCGAUCCAAAGCUAUCUUGAAACGCAGCUGUCCAACGCCGAGGCAGAGUCGUUUCUGCUUUACCUGCGAAAGUUGGCGUUUUCACACUCGGCCACCUCGAGUCUCGUGAACGACUUGCAUCGGUUCGAUGAAGAAACCAUCUUUGCCCAGAGCGAGACCCUGGCCCUGGGCUCCGGCAUCGACAGGGCCUUCAAUGACCUCUUUGUGCCAUACACCGAGGGCGAUCGCUACAUUGAUGUUGAGCACCGGAGCUUAUUCGAUCGCUUUGACGAAGCCCUGGCGCCGUUCUUCAUCGGACUGUCAAAUCGCCUGAAGCCAAAGAAGGAUGGCAAGCCAAUGGUCUCUAUCCUCAAAGCCAGUGGCCUGAAUCUUCUUGGAGAUUCCCAGGAGGACGAGGGCGAAAAGACCCCCGAAGAGCUCGGGCUGCCCUCGGUGGAGCUAACCAUAAAGCUCAUCGAGUUCCACUACGAGUCAACCAGACGCUGCCACGAACUGGCAUCGGCCAAGGAGCUCCCGAACAUGUCUGCCUCGCUGUUCCGGUUCUUCAUCGAGGCCACCGGGACUCGCUACGUUGAGGCGUCGCUGAACAGCAUCAUCGAGGAAGUCACGAUGGUCGAUGCCAAAGUGGAACCCGACUUGCACUACAUUCCGCUUGUCAAGAUAUGCUUUCAGAUCCUACAUCUCGUUCAGCUGCAUUUUCAGACAUGCGUGCUGCCAACCAUACUCAUCUCACCGGUUGUGCACCGAGAGUGUGUCCUGGUCAAAAACGAGUUUAUCGAGAUGACCGAAACCCUGGUCAACAGUCUGAUCCAAAAGCAGAUCGAAGCGAGCAUCAACUGGAUUGUUUCGCUGCUCGGCCGACAGAAAAAAGCCGACUUCAAGCCCAGGGAUGAAUCUUAUGGCGCCAACAACACAGUGACGCAAGUUUGCGGACAGUGCUGCGACUUUGUCGAGAAGAUCCACAAGAUCAUUGUUCAGAGCCUUGAUCCUGAGAACGCAAAGACGGUGCUGCUUGAGCUUGGCAACUCGUUUCACAGCCUCCUGCUGGAGCACUACAAAAGGUACCCUGUCAGCCAGGCAGGCAGCCUGAUCCUUGCCAAGGAUCUGUCUCGGUACCAUGAAAUGUUCAGCAGCUGGGGCAUCGACAAGCUCGAGGAGCGGUUUGAUAUGCUGCGCGAGCUCGGCAAUCUCUUUAUCGUCAAGCCCGAGAGCCUCAAGACCGUCAUCAAUGAGGGAUAUCUCUCCCAGAUCGCCACGAACCUGCUGCUGCCGUACGUGUCGAUGCGGACAGACUACGGCAAGUUCUCGAAAUACGAGCGGGACCUGUUCCAGGCGCCGGCGAUCGCCUCGACCAACUCGCUCAACAGCCUCGAAAGCACAGUCUACUGAGGUGGCUCGCACCAGCAGCUGGCUGGGCAGGGGAGGCGACGACGGCUCUCUUUGUCUCGCCGCUCGCCAAGAUAUCGGCUGAGCUCCGACCGUCCGGGCUGCGUCGGCCGUCGAAUCCAUACACAUCUUUUGCACAAGCUGCAUCCGUUGUAUCCAUUCGUCCUGUCCAUCGAUUGUACCUGGUGUCCCUUGCCCCCAGUCCGCCAAGAAGACACGCGCUGACUCGGAGCAAGCCUCGCUUGUUCGCA